Molecule: messenger RNA, 1052 nt
Organism: Racocetra persica
Lineage: Eukaryota; Fungi; Glomeromycota; Glomeromycetes; Diversisporales; Gigasporaceae
Source: the annotation of a GenBank genome assembly
AUGGAAUCUUUAAACCAAUUUUUUUAUAAAAUUAUUUUUCAUAAAGAACAUAGAGAUAUUCCAUCAAACAUAGAUAUAAAUAAACAUGAUAUUUGUGCUAUAUGCAAAGAUGUUAUCGAUACAAAGCUUAAUGAAUCAGUUACAAUUUUACAAUGCAAAUAUUUUUUUCACCAAAAAUGUGUUAAAUAUAAUACUAAAUAUUUACAAUAUCAAGAGAAAACUAAUAAAAUAAUUAAAAAUAUAGAUAUUUCUCAUCAAGAAAGCAAUUGUUCUAUUAAAUCAUUCUUAAAUUUUGAACAAGCUACUAUUUCUACUACAGAAUUCACUCAAUCUACUGAACUUACUGAACCUAUUAAAUUUAAUGAAGAAUCUACUGAACUAACUAAAUUCAUUGAAUCUACCAAAACAACCAAGUUUACUGAACACACUGAAUCUACUAGGCUACCCAAUUUCACUAAACUUAUUGUUUUUACCAGAUCUGCUAAACUAAUAUCCGCUGAACUUGCUAGCUUUUUUACAUCUAUUGAGUCUACUAAGUCUAUUGAAUAUACAGAGCCUAUUGCUUCUAUGUCUGCUAAAUCUAAUGAAUCUAUUGAAUUUAUUGAAGAAUCCACUGAACUAACCAAAUUCAUUGAAUCUACCAAAACAAUCAAGUUCACUGAACACAUUGAAUCUACUAGGCUACCCAAUUUCACUAAACUUAUUGCUUCUACCAGAUUUGCUGAACCAAUAUCUGUUGAACUUGCUAGCUCUUUUAUAUCUAUUGAAUCUAAUAAACCUAUUGAAUUUAUUGAAGAAUCCAGUGAACUAACUGAAUUCAUUGAAUCUACCAAAACAACUAAGUUUACUGAACACACUGAAUCUACUAGGCUAUCUAAUUUCACUGAACUUAUUGCUUUUACCAGAUCUGCUAAACCAAUAUCCACUGAGCUUGCUAGCUCUUUUACAUCUAUUGAGUCUACUGAGUUUAUUGAAUAUACAGAACCUAUUGUUUCUAUAUCUGCUAUAUCUAAUAAGUCUACCAAAUCAUCUAUGUCUAUGUCUACAACCAA